CAGCUUUUCCUCUUCCCAUUUUUUUUUUAUUUUUUUUUAUUUUCUAUUUUCUGCACUCUCAAAAGCCAUGGAUUAUUCCUUAUUUAGCACCAUAUGGGUUGUUAUUCUCCUCGUCUGUCUUUUCGUCCUUGUGGUUCUCGUUAUCGCCUGUUGCUGGUAUGGCAUACGUCGUCGCAAGGCUAGCGAGCACUCCAAGAUCAUUGGUGUUCAUAUUACACCCGGGGAGGUGGUUAGCCCAUUGACAACAGGUCCGCAUAUACAAGCUCAGAAUCAAGGCAUGAUACCAAUGUAUAGAGCGGCCCCAGGUUCGCCUCAAGACGUACUCAAUGAAGAGCUUGUGCUUGUCCCAAGAAGUUUGUUAAGUCAGCAUAAUGUGCAGAUAGUAUCAAGGCAACAUCUCUAUGCACACCUAGAAGCAUCGCAGGCUGGUAACUCACUCCCUGCAAUGUCUCAACAGUCGUCGGAUAUGGAGGCCAUUCGUGAAUCGUCGGGCGUGUAUUUGGAGCGCCCUCAACAGCAGCUGCUUCCAGAGCCACAGCAGCAUUUAACAUCGCCACCACUGCCAUUAUCGCAGCAGCUACCUCAAAAACAAGAGAUAUAUAUGUCUAAAGAACAAGGCCCUGAUCAAGGUGCUAAAUUUGACCAAGGAGAAUCAAGCACAAAAAUCAAUCAUUGUUAGCAAAUAUGCAUGUAUAAUAAUUA
Molecule: messenger RNA, 702 nt
Organism: Lobosporangium transversale
Lineage: Eukaryota; Fungi; Mortierellomycota; Mortierellomycetes; Mortierellales; Mortierellaceae
Exons: 1
Coding region: 68-679 (203 amino acids)
Source: RefSeq, a predicted model, not a curated record